AUGCUCUCCCAAGCCGCACGAAGCGCUUCCAGAACCUCAUUCAGACCGCUGCAGACGGUUUCCUACUCUUCAGUCCGCCUGCACCAUGGCUCGCCGCAAGAUGCCCCUCAUCUGAACUUCCGUUCGUUCGUCGAAGCCCUCAAGAAGGACGGUGAUAUCGCCGAGAUCAACGCCGAGAAGGAUCCCAACCUCGAAGUCUCAGCAAUCAUCCGCAGGUCAAACGAGACCGAUGACAAAGCGCCACUGUUCAACAACGUCAAGGGAGCGAAGAAUGGUCUCUUCCGCAUCCUCGGCGGCCCGGGUGCUCUCCGCGACCCCGCCAAGGGCAAAUACGGCAGGAUGGCGAGACAUUUGGCUCUACCGCCGGACGCCAGCAUGAAGCAGAUACUGGACAAGAUGCUCUCGGCAAAGGGUGUGCCACCGAAGCCACCACGGGUGGUCGAGACGGGCUCCUGUAAGGAGAACAAGAUCACGGGCGACGACAUCGACCUCACGGCGCUGCCAGCACCACUGAUCCACAAGAGCGACGGCGGAAAGUACAUCCAGACGUACGGCAUGCACGUCAUCCAAUCGCCCGACGGCAAGUGGACGAACUGGUCCAUCGCGCGGGCCAUGAUCUACGACAACAAGCACCUGGUGGGCUUAGUGAUUUCGCCACAACACAUCUGGCAAAUCCAGCAGAUGUGGAAGAAGGAAGGCAAGGACGUUCCAUGGGCGCUGGCCUUCGGCGUGCCGCCGGCAGCCAUCAUGGCGUCCAGCAUGCCGCUGCCCGACGGCGUGACCGAGGCGGGCUACAUCGGCGCCAUGACGGGCACGCCGCUCGACGUCGUCAAGUGCGAGACCAACGACCUGCUCGUGCCCGCCAACUCGGAAAUCGUCUUCGAGGGCACCCUGUCGACGACCGACUACGCGCCCGAGGGCCCCUUUGGCGAGAUGCACGGCUACGUCUUCCCGGGAGACUCGCACAUGUGCCCCAAGUACACGGUCAACUGCAUCACCCACCGCAACGACGCCAUCCUCCCCGUCUCCGCCUGCGGCCGCCUGACCGACGAAACCCACACCCUCAUCGGCUCCCUCGCCGCGGCCGAGAUCCGCCAACUCUGCCAGGAGGCCGGCCUGCCCAUAACCGACGCCUUCACACCGUUCGAGUCGCAGGUAACAUGGUGCGCGCUGAAGGUCGACACGGCGGCACUACGCGCCAUGAACAUCACCGACUCUGCAUCGCUGCGCAAGCGCGUCGGCGACCUCGUCUUCAACCACAAGGUCGGCUACACCAUCCACCGCCUGGUGCUGGUGGGCGACGACGUCGACGUGUACGACGGCCGCGACGUGCUGUGGGCCUUCAGCACGCGCUGUCGGCCUGGCGACGACGAGACGUUUUACGACGAUGUGCAGGCGUUCCCGCUGAUUCCGUAUAAUGGCCAGGGCUGGCACAACCCGACGCGGGGUGGCAAGGUCGUCAGUGAUGCGCUGAUGCCGAAGGAGUAUACCGAGGGCCGGAAUUGGGAGGCCGCGAGCUUUGAGGAGAGCUAUCCGCAGGAUGUGAAGGACAAGGUGCUGAGGGAGUGGGAGGCGAUGGGCUUCGAUGGCAGGAAGAACUGA
This is a messenger RNA of Lasiodiplodia theobromae, 1602 nucleotides long. RefSeq names its product 3-octaprenyl-4-hydroxybenzoate carboxy- protein. Gene Ontology annotation, cellular component: cytoplasm. Gene Ontology annotation, molecular function: carboxy-lyase activity. The record is from RefSeq and is a predicted model, not a curated record. The transcript has 2 exons. NCBI's taxonomy places the organism in Eukaryota, Fungi, Ascomycota, Dothideomycetes, Botryosphaeriales, Botryosphaeriaceae. Gene Ontology annotation, biological process: ferulate metabolic process; cinnamic acid catabolic process. Bases 1 to 1602 code for a protein of 533 amino acids.